Molecule: messenger RNA, 1549 nt
Organism: Cucurbita moschata (crookneck pumpkin)
Lineage: Eukaryota; Viridiplantae; Streptophyta; Magnoliopsida; Cucurbitales; Cucurbitaceae
Product: cytochrome P450 CYP736A12-like
Exons: 2
Coding region: 39-1511 (490 amino acids)
Molecular function (GO): iron ion binding; monooxygenase activity; heme binding
Source: RefSeq, a predicted model, not a curated record
UUUUGGAAGCUUUAGAAAUCAAUCUCCACCCACCACAAAUGGCUUGGAUUUGGAUCAUUAUUAUCAUGUUUACUCUUGUGCUUCUCUUUUGGGCAUGGCUAGGGAGGAACCAAAGCCAGAAACUACCACCUGGUCCCAAAGGGUUUCCCAUUUUGGGUUCCCUUCAUUUGUUGGGAAAGCUUCCUCACAGAGAUCUCCAUCGUUUGUCUCAAACAUAUGGACCCAUCAUGCACAUGAAACUGGGCCUUGUUAACACCAUUGUUGUGUCUUCCCCUGAAGCCGCCGAGCUGUUUUUGAAAACCCACGACCUUGUUUUUGCAAGUCGCGCACCUAAUGAGGUUUUCAAGCACAUAUCUUUCGGCCAAAAGACCAUGGUAUUUGCCAAAUAUGGUCCUUAUUGGCGCAACAUGCACAAAAUGUGCGUACUCGAGCUGCUUAGCAACCACAAAAUCGAUUCUUUCAAAUCAAUGAGAAGGCAAGAGCUCGGGGUCUUGAUCGACCAACUUCGUGACGACGCUGCAAACAGUCGCGUGGUUGUAAAUCUCACUUCUAAAAUCUAUUCCCUCACUAUAAACAUGGCAUGUCUUAUGGUCUUAGGGAGAAAAUUUGAAGAUAAAGAAAUUGAUGAGAGGGGUUUUAAGUGGAUGAUACAAGAGAUCUUCCAUUUAGCUGGAGCUUUUAACUUGGGGGAUUUCAUUCCUUUUAUUGCACCUCUUGACCUUCAAGGAUUCACCCCUCGUGCAAGAUCCGUUCAUAAAGUAUGUGAUACCCUUUUUGAGAAGAUCCUAGAUGAACAUCUUGAAUCCAACCACAAUCAUACCAAAGAUUUCGUAGAUGUCAUGUUGGGGAUUAUGGGCUCUCAACAAGAUCGAUCCAACAUCAAAGCCAUAAUGCUAGAUAUGCUUCUUGGGGCAGUAGACACUGCAACCACCAGCAUCGGAUGGGCACUAGCUCACCUCAUCACACAUCCACAAGUAAUGAAGAAAGUGCAAGACGAAUUAGAAAAAGUUGUGGGCUUGAAUAGAAUGGUGCAAGAAGAAGACUUGGAUCACUUGGAAUACUUAGAAAUGACGGUUAAAGAGGUUUUAAGGCUGCAUCCUCCUAUUCCAUUACUAAUUCCACACGAAUCGGUAAAAGAUUGUAUAGUUAAUAACUUCUAUAUUCCUAAAAGAUCGCGUAUGAUAGUGAAUGUAUGGACAAUUGGACAAGAUCCAAGUGUUUGGAACGAUCCCGAAAGAUUCUUUCUAGAAAGAUUUAUGGGUAGUAAAGUAGAGAUGAAAGGAAGAGAUUUUCAACUGAUUCCAUUUGGAUCUGGUAGAAGAGGAUGUCCUGGAAUGCAAUUAGGUCUAAUCGCGGUUCAUUUAGUAUUAGCUCAACUUGUGCAUUGUUUUGAUUGGAAGCUUCCAAAUGGCAAGCUGCCAUUUGAAUUGGAUAUGACCGAAAAAUUUGGAUUAACUUGUUCCAUUGCUCGAGAUAUUAUAGUUACUCCUACCUACCGUUUGCGAGACUAAAGAUGUAUGAGCUUUGUCAUAGCUACGAACAUUUAUAA